AUGCUGGGAAUUGAUGAAGAUGUCGAGGAUUCACAACGGUACUGUGACAAUCCUGAGUUCGAGAAAGAUGUCGAGCAGCUGUUGGGUAAUUUAUUUGAGAUGAAUGGACAUCUCAGCACCCUGCAACAGUUCAUCAGGACGCUGCAGAAGAACCAGGAACAAGGCAACGUGAAAUCCAAAAUGGUUCUCAACCUCGAUAAAAAGUCUGUGUAUCACAUUGAUGAAAUUACCAAGCUCGUGAAAGUGAUCAACUCGCUAGUUCAAAAGAUUAGCGCAAUCGAGGAGACUGAUUUGGACAGGUCUCAAGUUAUCUCAAGGGAUAAGAUAAUCCGUGACGUAAGGUACUCGGUGCAGGAAUUCCAGGAUGCUCGUAAAGAGUUCACAACCACGUCGAAAGCCAUGAACGAGGAAGCUAAAGUGGCCUUGCACCAGGAGGAGGAAGCGUGGAAGACAAAAUGUAGCGAUCAAAACCAAAAUACCCAGCAUACUCAACAUCAGCAACAACGGGUUGUGAUAGAACGUGAGGCCAUCAACAACGAGGAGUUUACAUACCAACAAAACCUCAUACAGCAGCGAGAACAGGAGAUUUCUCACAUUGAAAGUGGCAUCAGUGAACUCAAUCAGAUAUUCCACGAUCUUGGAAGCAUCGUGCAGCAACAAGGUCAUCUCGUUGACAACAUCGAGAGUAAUAUCUACUCGGUGGCCAACAGCGCUCAAUCGGGGGCUCGAGAACUCACAAAAGCUAUGCAUUAUCAAUCAGGGUCUAAUAGACGGUGUCUAAUAAUGUUAGCUGUGGUGGUCUUUUUCCUGGUGAUGUUUAUUUUAAUUGUUUUUAGCUAG
Molecule: messenger RNA, 840 nt
Organism: Lachancea meyersii CBS 8951
Lineage: Eukaryota; Fungi; Ascomycota; Saccharomycetes; Saccharomycetales; Saccharomycetaceae
Source: the annotation of a GenBank genome assembly